AAAAACCAAAGGCAGUACCUUGUUUUGUUUUGUUGAACAGAACCUGAUUGAUUAACAAGGGAAACAAAUGACUCGGGCGUCCAAAAGAAAAUCUGAUGUUCAAAAUUCUUUACCUGCCAAAAGCGCCCGCGCGGAUUCUAUUCAUUCUGCAUCAAGUAAAGUUUCGGCGAAGGGGUAUCAACGUAUAGAUGAAUUUUUCAACAAAUAUGCUGAUAAAACGUCAGGAAUGAUUGAGCCAGAAGGGAUCGAGGCACUAUGUUCGGAUCUUGAGGUGGAUUACACUGAUAUCAAGAUUUUGAUUCUUGCUUGGAAAAUGAACGCCCAAAAGCAGGGAUAUUUUACUCAGGAUGAGUGGAGAAGAGGCUUGAAAGCUCUUCGAGUUGAUAAUAUUAAUAAAUUGAAGAAAUCACUGCCAGAAUUGAAGAAAGAGGCCUUGAAGUCAGUAAACUUUGAAGAUUUCUAUUUGUUUGCCUUUCGCUACUGUUUAACAGAGGAAAAACAGAAAUGUUUAGAUAUUGAGAGCACCUGCAUAUUGAUUGAUCUGGUAUUAGGGUUUCAAUAUCCGGCACAAGUUGAUUCAUUCAUCCAAUUUCUUAAGAUAAGCUUUCCGGACCUUCGAAAUUAUGAUACAUGCGAAGCUUGGCCUUUACUUCUCGAUAAUUUUGUCGACUGGCUUAAAAAGGAGGCAGUGUAAUUUCAGAAGCUCCAUCCUUAUUGAUAAGGGUACAGAUACUUUCUCGAACGGGCAUACUUUGAAAAGGAGUAUAGUUCACAGUCUAUCGGUAUUUGUGGAUUAUCAACAGAUCAUUAUACAUCAAUUCUUUUGGAUUUUUUGGAAUAAAUGAGAAUACAAGUAAUGGAUUGAAUUAUCUGUUUUUAUCUUCCAUCUUCUACUUUUCUUUAUUAUAUUGAAUUCGGAAAUGAUAGUCUAUAAUCUUCGUCGUCUAGGAUUUGUCUAGCUGACAAUUGAAUGGCCAAUGAAUCAGUUUGCCUGAUUAACAUUAAAAAAAUUUGGAUAAAAG
Striga asiatica is the source of this 1022-nucleotide messenger RNA. NCBI's taxonomy places the organism in Eukaryota, Viridiplantae, Streptophyta, Magnoliopsida, Lamiales, Orobanchaceae. The record is from the annotation of a GenBank genome assembly.